Messenger RNA from Clarias gariepinus (North African catfish), 1987 nucleotides. RefSeq names its product hyaluronan and proteoglycan link protein 4 (gene hapln4). Bases 102 to 1250 code for a protein of 382 amino acids. Gene Ontology annotation, biological process: cell adhesion. Gene Ontology annotation, molecular function: hyaluronic acid binding. Lineage: Eukaryota; Metazoa; Chordata; Actinopteri; Siluriformes; Clariidae. The transcript is spliced from 5 exons. The record is from RefSeq and is a predicted model, not a curated record.
AGCAGAGUCAGUGUGUUUCACCGCCGAACUGCAGCACAGCGCAUUAAAUCCUGCCUGCACUUGAGGAACACACACAGCUGCGCUGAGCCAUCUGAGCAUUCAUGACAGCGCCCGCAGUGAAAUUAUGGUGCUUGGCAUUGCUAAGCUGCAGCAUGCUGCUCUCCCCUGCCGUGACUGCGUACUCAGCUGACUCAGACAAGGGCAGAAGGAAAGUAGUGCAUGUGCUGGAGGACGAUACCGGAGCAGUGAUCGUUCAGACAGCUCCGGGUAAAGUGGUCACGCAUCGAGGUGGCACCAUUACUCUGCCUUGCCGCUAUCACCAUGAGCCAGAGAGUGUGGAUCCGGACCGCAUCCGUGUCAAAUGGACCAAGGUGACGGAUGAGUUUCAGUUCGUGGAUGUGUUCGUGGCACUGGGCCGUCAGCAGCGGACAUUCGGGCUCUACCGCGGACGUGUGGAACUGGAGCAGGCAGGACCGGGUGACGCCUCCAUCAUCAUCCACAACAUCACGCUGCAGGAUUACGGCCGCUACGAGUGUGAGGUCACCAAUGACAUGGAAGAUGACACAGGAUUUGUCAAUCUGGACCUUGAAGGCGUUGUCUUUCCUUAUUACCCUCGACUCGGCCGCUACAAGCUAAACUAUCAUGAAGCUGAAGAUGCAUGCAAGCAGCAGGACGCCAUCUUGGCCUCUCAUGCCCAGCUGCACAAGGCCUGGCGGGAAGGUUUAGACUGGUGCAAUGCAGGCUGGUUGGACGAUGGCUCAGUGCAAUAUCCCAUCUCUCAUCCUCGAGAUCAAUGCGGCCGUAAAGACACUCCUGCUGGCGUUCGCAACUACGGCUACCGCCACAAAGAGGAUGAACGCUACGAUGCCUUCUGCUUCACCUCCAAACUCAAUGGCCAGGUGUACUUCCUCAAGCGCUUCAAGAAAGUGAAUUAUGCUGAGGCACUGAAGGCGUGUCAGCGUGACGGUGCAGCAGUGGCUAAGGUGGGUCAGCUCUACGCAGCCUGGAAGUUCCAGCUCCUGGACCGCUGUGAUGCAGGCUGGCUGGAUGACAGCAGCGUGCGCUACCCCAUCGUCAACCCUCGUGCCCGCUGCGGUGGCACUGAUCCCGGCGUCCGAACCCUUGGCUUCCCUGAUAAAAAGUUACGCCUCUUCGGGGUCUAUUGUUUCCGCAAGGAAUCAGGCAGCACCAAAGCCCAGGCCACACAGGCUCCAGUUCCCAACACCACAGCAAACACCAGAAGCAUUUGAGGUCGCAUUGCAGUCCUAGCACAGCUUCUUUAGCUUUGCCAAAUUGACUUACAAAUAAUGCUUUAUUAGUAGUUAUGCUAGCUGAAGGAUGUCUUUAAGCAAACAUUAUUUCCUUCGCUUGCCUGAAAUGAGAUGUCAGUCUUAUCUGAAAAGAAAAUUACAGUCAUGUCCUUUACGACAUGUCAGAUACGCUCAUUAGCUUCUUUCUUUAGUGUGCUUCAUAUGUAGCAUGGACAGCUAAUGAGGAUUUCUUUUCUGUUGUUUAUUUUGUCAAGAAGAGAAACGAUUUGGAGGAAGCACAAAGACUGUUCUAAUUAGAAUGGGAGUCGGUCGGAGAGCUAAUUUAGCUCACAUCCCAAUGUGGGCCAUUAGGCAGACAAUAUCCUGGCAUAGCGAUGAUGGCAGUGAGGAAAGUGAAGAGCUCUGCUUGGCAUGGCAUGCUCAUAGUGUGCCACUACUUUUUUGCUGUUGCACUCAGUAGCAGAAAUAAACAUGCCAUCUACUAAGCACACAACAGCCAACUGUGGAAACAAUUACCUUUUAAAAGCAUCAUUUAGAUGAUUGUAAUGCCUCAAUAGCAAUAACUCAGUAAGCAUGUUUUUGGUAGUUAAAAAUGCCAGCGAGUGAGUUUCAUGUUGCCGCUGCUUUACUACCUCAUUAGUGGUCAAAAAUUGCACUAUUCAUCAAACUGUGAUGUGGCACAAUAUUACCUUUAGUAAUGCACUUUAGAUUAAAGA